Messenger RNA from Sander lucioperca (pikeperch), 1728 nucleotides. RefSeq names its product C1q and TNF related 6a (gene c1qtnf6a). Bases 334 to 1071 code for a protein of 245 amino acids. Gene Ontology annotation, molecular function: protein binding. The transcript is spliced from 3 exons. Lineage: Eukaryota; Metazoa; Chordata; Actinopteri; Perciformes; Percidae. The record is from RefSeq and is a predicted model, not a curated record.
GGAGGGUGGUCUACCAGAGUUAUGCUCAAAUGUACACGGAUGAUGGCAUUAUCCAGUCGAGGUAACAGAAAAUGCUUUACUACCUAGUAGCAUCGGAUCAGGGUCACCGGGCCAUCUUUUACAGGCGCUCACCCCCCCCCCCCCCGCCCCCCCCGUUAUUGACACUUGUUGCCUGAGUAUGCAUGGAACUGGGAGGGACCGGUAGGACACACAUCUCACACAGAAACCGGGAGAGGGAGAGAGGGCUGCUGACUUAGGGAUUUCUCUCCUCCGUCCUGUCUGUCUCCUCGGACUGAAGCGGCUGCAGAGACGUGGACGAGUGUAGGCACAGCUAUGUUGGGCGUCCUCAUCCUUGUGUCCCUCCCCUCGCUGGUGGCCCUGGUGCCUCCUCCGGUCCCCUGCAGGCACUGCUGUGAUCACCUGGAGCCAGAAGAGGGCAGCGGAGCCCAGCCUCCCAUAGGAGGGUUCAGCCAUGUGCCAGAGGUCCGCACCUACAUCAAUAUGACCAUCCUCAAAGGUGACAAAGGAGAACGUGGCGACAGAGGAACACCGGGUAAAGCUGGACAAGAAGGCCCUCCAGGCUCCAGAGGUCCCAUGGGCUCGAAAGGCACUAAGGGCCAGGCAGGUCUCCCAGGAGACCCCUGCAAAGUCCACUACUCCGCCUUCUCUGUCGGCCGCCGCAAAUCCCUCCACAGCCUGGAGUCCUACCAGGCGCUUGUGUUUGACACAGUCUUCGUCAACCUUGACGACCACUUUAACAUGUUCAAUGGGAAGUUCUUCUGCCAAGUCCCAGGGAUCUACUUCUUCAACGUCAACAUCCACACGUGGAACUUCAAAGAGACUUAUCUACACAUCAUGCACAACGACACCGAGCAGGCCAUCGUGUACGCCCAGCCCAGCGACCGCUCCAUCAUGCAGAGUCAGAGCGUGAUGCUGCAGCUGGAGCUGAAAGACGAGGUGUGGGUCCGCCUGUACAAGAGGGAGAGGGAGAACGCAGUUUACAGUGAUGAUGUAGAUGUCUAUAUCACUUUCAAUGGAUACCUCAUCAAAGGCAGCAUAGAGGGAAACUGAAUAAGAGAGGGAAGGCAAGGCCGAGGAUGAGACUGUUGAGCUCAGUUCUAUUCUUUCUUUUAUAUUUAGAUUAAAAAAGGAGGUUUCACCGUGGUGCUGGAAUUGAAAAUGGUUGCCCAGCGAAUGAGCAAUACCUAGAAAAUGUGAAGAAAUGAACUGAGUACACUCAUCACCCUGAUAGAAAAUUGUCAGAUUCAUUCUCUUUAUACUGCAUACAUGUCACAACUACAUACAUGGUGUCAUUAAAGGAAUAGUCCAACAUUUUGGGAAAUAUGCUAAUUUGUUUUCUUAUACCGACUAGCAAAAACUAGUGGUAUCGAUCUUCUCAUCUAACUCGCCAAUAAGUGUAUUUCUUAAAAUGUCAAACAUGAGCUGCUAAUGUUCUCCUGUCAAUCCCAAAUGCGUAAAACUGGAUGGAUUAAAUAUAAUAAUAGUAUUUUUAGAGAUUAAGCCCAGAGGGCAAUUCAAAAAGACAUAAUCUGUUUACUUUCAGUGACAGAAAAUGCAAAUUGAAAGAUGUCUGAUAUUGAAUAUUCUCACUCUGUAAUGAAGAAACUAACCAGUGGUUUGUGUAGGCUAAUAGAACAUGGUAAGAAAACACUUGGACUGUUAUAGAGUUUUGUAUGUGGUGCUAACACAUGGUGCUAACUGAACUUU